This is a messenger RNA of Trichoplusia ni (cabbage looper), 1033 nucleotides long. RefSeq names its product iron-sulfur cluster assembly 1 homolog, mitochondrial (gene MagR). Lineage: Eukaryota; Metazoa; Arthropoda; Insecta; Lepidoptera; Noctuidae. The transcript is spliced from 3 exons. Gene Ontology annotation, biological process: iron-sulfur cluster assembly. The record is from RefSeq and is a predicted model, not a curated record. The coding region runs from base 112 to 507 and encodes 131 amino acids. Gene Ontology annotation, cellular component: cytoplasm; mitochondrion. Gene Ontology annotation, molecular function: 2 iron, 2 sulfur cluster binding.
CAUUGACAAUUAUGACAAGAUAAUUGGCAGCCAAAAUCGUAGUUAUGAAAUACCUAGUAUUUUUAUAUUAAUGGAACUGAAAAAUAAUAACUGCGCGUAAAAAUAAUUACGAUGGCCACUAAAACUAUCGCAAGUGCGACCGUGAGGGCAGUUAAGAAAAGAUUAUUGCCUUCUCGGGCAGCUUUAGUCUUAACUCCUUCCGCAGUGCAAAAAAUUAAAGAAAUAAUGUCGAAAGAAGCAGCAAAGGGAUUUGUGGGCUUGAAGGUCGGAGUCCGCCAAAGAGGCUGUAAUGGUUUAUCAUACACAUUAGAUUAUGCAAAAGAAAAAGGAAAAUUAGAUGAAGAAGUAAAACAGGAUGGGGUCACCAUAAUAAUUGACAAGAAAGCACAGCUAACAUUACUCGGAACGGAAAUGGACUUUGUAGAAAAUAAACUGUCAGCUGAAUUUGUUUUUAACAAUCCUAACAUUAAAGGCACAUGCGGCUGUGGAGAAUCUUUUAGUAUAUAAAAUUCUUAGUUGUUGACUAGUCUAUAUUUUAAAUUAAUUAGAUCAUUGAUGAGGUUGCUACCAAUAUAGAUAUUUUUAUUCACAUCUUGGCACUUACAAUAAAUACCUAUGCACCUGUUCAAACAUACUUCUUAUAAAUUGCUUACAAAAUGAAUAUUAAUUAAUAUAGCACCAAAAGUUUUGAACUUAUACUAGUAAAAACAUGUUGUGAUAGAAUAGUUAUGUUUUAUAGUUAUGGCAGCAACCCUAAUUUGAACAUAUUUACCAUAGUGUAUAUAUAACUUGAAGAUUAGUUGACUGUAUAUUUUCAUUUAGAUAUAUUGUGUUGUCAAAAUUGUAAAACAUAAAAUAGAGAAUAGUGUGUAUAGUUUACAUAAUAAAAAUUAUGUUUGUGGUCUGAUGUAGUGAGCAAAAUGCUUAAGCUAUUUUUUUACUACUCUUAAGCAAUUAUAUUAUAGAAGAUUUAUCUGUGAUCUGCUGUUUUCAUGAAUAAAAAUGCUAUUUUUCCUCUAAUAAAUAAUUGAAA